AUGUCAAAUGUAUCACCAGCACCAGGCAUUCAUGCAACAACAGAUAAAGCUACAAGAAUAGAAGAUGAAAAAGAUACAACAAAUCAUCCAAAACAUUCAGACGGUGCCAUCGAUCAUAGCCCAGGUGCAUAUGAAGCAGCUCCAGGAGAACCACGCGUGGAUGAAACAAUACAAGGUAGCGAAGAGGAAAACGAAUACGAUCACAAACUAGGAUAUAAAGAGAAACCAUACCCAAUUUUUGCAGGCGAUAAACCUUGGAGUGAACGUUCUUGGUGGUAUGAACUCAUACCGUUUAGAGGAAUGUAUUACGACCUUCUCAGACGGCUACCGUUUCUCCUCACGGAUUGGACAUCAGCUUUUGCUCCCCGAAAUUGGUGGACAGUUGGUCAAUACGUGAUCAGAAUGUACUUUAUCAAUCUGAUGCCAGCAAUAUCCUAUGUCUUGGAUAUGAAUCAUCGUACGAACGGCGCUUAUGGUAUCAAUGAAGUUAUUCUCGCCUCUGCAUUGGCAGCAAUCGUUUUUCCAAUCUUUUCUAUUCAACCUCUAACAUUUGUCGGUGUGACAGGUUUGAUCAACUUGGUCAAUUAUACCCAAUACGAUAUCGUAGUGCAAUACUAUGGCUUAGAUCAAAUGGACUAUUUACGUGUACAGGCUUGGUCACUAAUCUGGGCUGCUGGAUUCCACUUCAUCGUUUCAAUCUUUAACGUUUGCGACUUUACCCGCUUUAUUACGGAUAUGACAAGUCAAACUUUCGGCUUCUACGUGGGAAUUGUGUAUAUCCAAAAAGGUAUCGAACUACUCAUUCUUGAAUAUAAACCGGCUCCGCUCGAUAACGCAACCGGAUGGCUCAGUGUAACGAUUGCUAUUCUCUUUACUGUUAGUGUAUACUUGGUAUCAAAGGUUGGUCAAACAUCCUUUUUACCGUUCAAGAUACGUUAUUUCGUUUCUUCAUUUGCCUUUACUGCUGGAAUUAUCUUCUGGACCGGCUUCAGCAAUUUCCCCGAUUACAGCCUACGUCGUGUUCCUCUUGAACGCUUGCCAAUCACAAAGUCGUUUUUCCCGACCAUGGAUCGAUCUUGGUUUAUCGAUUUCUGGAAUAUCGAAUUGCGUUGGGUCUUUGUUGGUGCACCUUUGGGCUUCUUGAUCAUGAUUCUCUUCUACUUCGAUCACAACGUUAGCUCAGUCAUGGCACAAUCACGUACAUUCCCUGUCAAAAGACCCGCCGGUUUCCAUUGGGAUUUCUUCCUUUUGGGUAUCACUACGUUCGUUUCAGGUAUUCUUGGUUUACCUGCUCCCAAUGGUUUGGUUCCGCAAUGUCCAUGGAGCACCGAUUCGCUUUCUGUGUACAAGCAAGUCGAUAAGCCAAAGAACGAUGAAGAAGAAAAGCCAUUGAUCGGUGUCAAAGGCAAACAGUACACUCGUCAGCACAUUACCAAUACCCGAGUAGUCGAGAAUCGUGUUGGUCACUUGAUCGUCGGUCUAUUGACCAUCGGUACAAUGACUCGUCCUUUAUUGGUGGUUUUGGGUACAAUGCCCAGAGCAUUAUUCGCCGGAGUGUUUAUCCUUGUAGGCUGGAGUAGUAUUGAAGGAAACGGAAUCACAACACGUACACUGGCAGUGUUCCAAGAUCGUAGAAUGUCAACACAUAACGAUCCUCUACUCAAAGUGAGAAGAUCAAAAGUUGCCUUGUAUGUUGGUAUUCAAUGGAUCUUUUUCGCGCUCACGAUUGCAAUCAGUCAAACGAUUGCUGCUAUUGGAUUCCCGGUUAUCAUCGUUCUCUUGAUUCCAUUCCGUUACUGGAUCGUUCCUUUGUGGUUCUCACCUGUCGAAUUGCGACUUUUAGACGCUCCAACAGCUGACGCUGAUGUUGUCUUAGCUUCUAUCGGACAUGAAACGGAGGCUGUCACCGGUCAAGGCUUACGAGUUGCACGGGAUACAAAAAUUGCAGGCACAGAAUGGAAUGAUGAUGACGAUGAAGACUACGAUGAUGAU
Molecule: messenger RNA, 1992 nt
Organism: Meira miltonrushii
Lineage: Eukaryota; Fungi; Basidiomycota; Exobasidiomycetes; Exobasidiales; Brachybasidiaceae
Exons: 1
Biological process (GO): monoatomic anion transport; borate transport; transmembrane transport
Cellular component (GO): plasma membrane
Molecular function (GO): solute:inorganic anion antiporter activity
Source: RefSeq, a predicted model, not a curated record